UUGUCAAGUAUUUGACAAUCUGUCGAGCCGUCAAGAUACGGCGGUCGUGUUUGAAAAUUGCGAAAUAUUUCUUAUAAAAUAUUUAUACUUUAAUUAUGAGAAAUAUUCAAAUAAUCUUUAAGGGAUAUGUCAAGCAACUCCUAAUGUUUUAGGAGAUAAAUACAGAACAGUUAUUUAUUUAUUGCAUAAUAUAUGAAUAGGUUAUAUUAUUUACAAGAAUAUUGUUCAUAUUUUAAAUAUUAUUUAAUUUAAUCUAUUUAAUUACAAUGGAGGGUUCAGAGAAUCAAAGGUCCAACAGGUCCUACUUAUCACCGUUGUUGGCGGGAGCUCUGGCCGGUGUGUCUGUGGAUGUAACUCUGUAUCCUUUAGACACUAUUAAAACCCGUCUUCAAAGCCAACAAGGCUUCUACAAGGCCGGUGGGUUCAGAGGAGUGUAUCAAGGUCUAUUGACAGUGGCCACGGCGUCCAUGCCCACUACAGCCCUGUUCUUUGCCUGUUAUGAGGCCACUAAGAAUGUCUGCACACCAAUGGUGUCUCCACAAUAUGCUCCCUUAGUGUAUAUGUUAUCAGCGAGUGUGGGAGAAGUUUGUGCGUGCGUAGUCCGUGUGCCGGCUGAAGUAGCCAAGCAGAGGAAACAAACAUAUGUGGGGACAGAAAAGUGUAGCAGCAUUGGGAUACUGAUGAAGGCCUUCAAGCUGCAGGGUGUCAGCGGCGUGUACCGCGGCUUCCUGUCCACGGUCCUCCGCGACCUUCCCUUCAGUUUCCUGGAGCUGCCUCUGUGGGAGUUCCUCAAACAGCAGCUCCGCGACAGAAACGACGGACACAUCACCAGCCUGCAGAGCGCCGCGUGCGGGUCGCUGGCGGGCGGGGCGGCGGCGGCGGCCACCACGCCUCUGGACCUGGCCAAGACCCGCAUCAUGCUAGCGGAGUGCUCGCGCCGGCCCUCCAUCGGCCUCGUGCUGCAGGACAUCUACCUCCAGGGCGGGGUGCGCGGGUUGUUCGCGGGCGUGCUGCCGCGGGUCACCGCCUUCAUGCUGGGCGGCUUCGUCUUCUUCGGGGUCUACGACGACACCAAGAAGCUGUUCGACGACUACUUCCACAGAUAGCAGCGGAAGCUCCCCUCCCCCCGCUCACAGAGGCGGGGUACACGUUACCCUAACAUACUAUUUGUUUAUUAAACUGUUUGUGGCCA
Messenger RNA from Danaus plexippus (monarch butterfly), 1192 nucleotides. Its product is annotated as mitochondrial S-adenosylmethionine carrier protein-like. NCBI's taxonomy places the organism in Eukaryota, Metazoa, Arthropoda, Insecta, Lepidoptera, Nymphalidae. Bases 267 to 1106 code for a protein of 279 amino acids. Gene Ontology annotation, molecular function: S-adenosyl-L-methionine transmembrane transporter activity. Gene Ontology annotation, cellular component: mitochondrial inner membrane. The transcript has 6 exons. The record is from RefSeq and is a predicted model, not a curated record.